UGCCAAUGAGCGGGCGUACUCCAAGUUUUUAGACUCACACGUACACAACAAUGGUGUCCAGUCUCGCAAACUUUAGAGAUCUUCCUGCUUGUCCUUGAUGAUGUUGUGUGGGGAGUAAAGGAAUGGCAUAUACAGUGUCAAAAGUCCUGGCAUCUGUAAUAUAUUUCGUUAGGGACUGGCUAUUCUGUCCCGAGGCAAUAGCCCUCUUUGUUGCCUCUCUUUUUUUCUUUAACUUCCUACGCCUUCUUCGGAGUUUGAUUGUUUGCUUUUGCCGUUGGAAGUACAAAAACGUCCCAAUUCCUUCCUCACCUAGAUCUAGCAAAGAAAGUAGAAGCGACAGCGUUAAUAUCACUGGCAAUGGAGGUGAAAAUGUUGGAUGCCUGGAAAAGUCAGUCUUCAGAACUUACUCUCAUGAAGCAAAAUCAUGUGACAUGGCGGCAUUCUCUAUCCAAGGCAGAAGAAAGACGAUGGAAGAUAGGUUCAAUUCCAUAUCACACAAUUAUGAGCACAAUCACUCUGUGUACGCUGUUUUUGACGGCCACGGGGGAGAGUUUGCAGCUGAGUACAUAGAAGACCAGCUGUUUCGAUCUAUACAAAAGGAGCUUUGUCAAGGAAGCUUUCCAGCAGAUCCUGACCAAGUAAAGCAGGUACUGACGAGUGUGAUAAGGCAAGUGGAUGCUCAACUUGUGUGUCUGUCCAGAGACAGGAUGGACCUGUCAGGCUCGACUGGAAUCCUUCUCUACCAAAAGGAAGAUGUGCUCAUUAUUGCCAACAUCGGGGACUCGAGAGCGGUCAUGUCUGACGUCAAAGGCAAAGUUGUCCCGCUUUCCACAGACCACAAGCCAUCAGAUCCGAAAGAGCAACAAAGAAUCGUGGAUGCUGGUGGCUUUGUCACAUUUAACGGCGUGUGGCGUGUGGCUGGAGUGCUUGCCACAUCACGGGCAUUUGGAGACUACCCCUUGAAGCAACGGAAAUUCAUUACUGUGGAACCGGAAUUUCGAGUAUUCAAUGCGCAAGAAUGCAAGCCUCAUUUCAUCAUAAUGGCUUCAGAUGGACUGUGGGAUGUUUUCAGUAAUGAAGAGGCUGCUCAGUUUAUAAGUGAAAGACUGGAUGAGCCCCACUUUGGUGCAAAAAGCCUGGCCCUGCAGGCAUACUACCGUGGCUCCCUGGAUAACAUCACAGUCAUGGUGAUCAACGUGAAGCGGAAACGAGUACUGCAGAAGAAAUUUGACGAGCACAAGGAGAUUGUGACUGCUGCCCAGAGAACCGCUGGGGAGGAAAAGGAGGGGGCGGAGGAAAACUCACAGGAGUUGUAGCGUGAGGAGGGGUGUCAUUGUUAUGUGGAAAUGUGGAAGUAUGCUGUUUUUUAUUGUUUUGUUUUUUUGUUUUUUUAGAAUUUGUUGUUUGGUAGGGGAUUUUUUUAUUUUUUUUUAUUUUUUUUUUUUUUUUGGGGGGGGGGUUGUUUGUUUUCUUUUGUGCCAGGGUGUUCUUCCUUCAGCCUACUGCAUGUUUGGUUUGUAUAUCUGCACAGUGCUCUGGCUGAAGGCAAGUUGUAGAGUGGAACAAGGAUAUUAUGGCAUUUUUGGUUAUGACUCUAAGGUGUGUGAGGCAUCGUGGUGAAAUCAGGCACUCAUUAAUAUAAUUAGGUAGCGUAAACACGGCCUCGCGGCUUUCCCAGUGCGUGGUCUCGCUGAAAUCGGGGUAAUUCAAAUCGCUGUUUCUUUGCUUUUUCACUAUAAAACACCAAAUGCUGUACACCUAGGA
This is a messenger RNA of Aplysia californica (California sea hare), 1764 nucleotides long. RefSeq names its product protein phosphatase 1L. Gene Ontology annotation, molecular function: protein serine/threonine phosphatase activity; cation binding. Gene Ontology annotation, biological process: positive regulation of canonical Wnt signaling pathway; negative regulation of canonical NF-kappaB signal transduction; positive regulation of canonical NF-kappaB signal transduction. NCBI's taxonomy places the organism in Eukaryota, Metazoa, Mollusca, Gastropoda, Aplysiida, Aplysiidae. The coding region runs from base 123 to 1316 and encodes 397 amino acids. The transcript is spliced from 6 exons. Gene Ontology annotation, cellular component: cytosol; nucleus. The record is from RefSeq and is a predicted model, not a curated record.